Stomoxys calcitrans (stable fly) is the source of this 1284-nucleotide messenger RNA. Its product is annotated as methyltransferase-like protein 22. Gene Ontology annotation, cellular component: nucleus. Bases 378 to 1205 code for a protein of 275 amino acids. The record is from RefSeq and is a predicted model, not a curated record. Gene Ontology annotation, molecular function: protein methyltransferase activity. The transcript has a single exon. Gene Ontology annotation, biological process: protein methylation. Lineage: Eukaryota; Metazoa; Arthropoda; Insecta; Diptera; Muscidae.
AGUAUAUCAACUGAUCGAUUGCCCGAGCCUUGUUGAGUGAAUCCCGUACCAAUACAGAAACCUUAUGUGUUUUGACCCAUGAUAUAACGAAAAGGUAGCAUACGAAAAACAACUGAGUAACAUUUUUUUACGCGAUGUGCACUGUCAACGAGUUUUCAUACUAUAUCUAUCGUCCAACUUGUCUGUACGUUAUAGCGAACCAUAAUAUAUCGUCUUUUUGUUGUUGUAUUUCUUGUUUUCUAUUUAUAAACGUAAACAAAACCAAAAUUCAUGAAAAUAUCUAAAAGAUGCCUAUAAACAAAUAAAGCUCCGCACCUGCUGCUCUGGGCAGUCAUUACAUAAAGCACAGUGAAUCAAGUUCAAGAUCAAUAGGAAAAAUGUAUACAGUAACCUCGGAAAUAUAUCAGGAAACUAAUUUUAAGACAGUAAAGGACAAAGACGGAAAGAUCACAUCAAAGUUUGAGUUUACCUAUCCUGAAGUGCCCAAAGAUAAGGAUGGGGAUUUAGAGGUGAAAAGAAAAGGUGAUGAUGCUCCAAGCCAUGGAAUUAUUGAACUUCAACAUUCCGAUGCUACCGAAAUCAAACUAGUGGGACUGCAAGUGUGGAGAGGUGCUCUUCUUCUGGCCGAUUAUAUAUUUCACAAACGUAAAGAAUUUAAGAAUAAACAAUUGCUCGAGUUGGCAGCGGGAGUUGGCUUGACUAGUGUGGCUGCUGCAUUGUAUGUGAAAAAAGUUGUGUGUACUGAUGUUGAUAUAGGCGGAAUUCUGGAUCUAAUCAGAAACAAUGUCAAAUUAAACAGCCAACUGUGUGAUACAUGCAAAAUUAAUGUGAUGGAAUAUGAUUUUAUGCAAGAGAUCCAAGCCUACAGUCCGGAUCUCUUGAAGGCCAUUGAUGAAAGCGACAUUGUAUUUGCUGCUGAUACCAUUUAUGAUGACGAUCUGACCAAUGCCUUUAUAAGAGUUAUUGACAUAAUUUUACAACGCGGAGAGAUAAGCGGGAGAAAGAAAGAAAUUUUUGUGGCCUUGGAAAAGCGAUAUGUCUUCACGUUUUCGGAAAUGGAUGCAGUGGCACCCAUGUUUGAAUAUUUUCUUAAACAAACCAUGCAUAAGCCAUGGAAAUUUGAGUAUGUGGAGACCAACUUUCCUCAGUAUUUUAAAUACGAGCGCUGCAAGCAUUUGAUUCUACUAAAAAUAACAAAACAAUGAUGUAUAAACUAAUAGAUUGCAUUUGUAUAUGUACUUUAAACUUGUAUGUAUAUAUGUAGAUAAUUUUUGUUGUACACUU